CGUCUCCCCCUCCACACAAACCCCCACACAGGCAGAGGAGAGCGGCGUGGGACCGAAGGAGCAGGAGGGUAAUGUCAGUGUUACCGGUGGACACAGACGGGUUCAGGAGCCGGUAGUAUUCCAGACGUUUCCACCUUCAGUGCCGCAAAGAGGAGGAGGACUUAAUCCGCUGUGUCGUUCCCUCAGACCGGGCAGCCGAUAAACGGCUAAGAAGCAGAGAUGCCUCCGAAACAGAAGUCCCGCUCCUGGACUGAGCUGAAACAAGCCGGAAAUGAAUGUUUCAAGACGGGUCAGUACGGAGAGGCCACCAGUCUGUACAGCCAGGCCAUCAGAGAGCUGGAGAAGUCCAAUAAAAAGAGUCCGGAGGAUCUGGGGAUCUUGUACUCGAACCGAGCAGCCGGAUACUUGAAGGAUGGAAACUGUGGGGAAUGUGUCAAAGACUGCAGCAUGUCUCUGGAGUUGUAUCCGUUCAACGUGAAGUCUCUGCUGCGUCGUGCUGCAGCCAGUGAAGCUCUGGAGCGCUACAGGCAGGCCUACGUGGACUACAAGACCGCCCUGCAGAUCGACUGCAACAUCGCAGCCGCUCACGACGGCACCAACAGGAUGACGAAGGCGCUCACAGAGACAGACGGUCCCUCGUGGAGAGAGAAGCUUCCUCCCAUCCCCACAGUCCCUCUGUCUGUCAGAGAGAAACUCACCCAGCAGCCCACAGCCAACACCCCAAAACCAAACCCGGCUCCACAACACAACGGCACCACACCGACCAACAGACCUGCUCCCAGUGAUAAAGACGUAAAGAAAGGCCAGGCCCUGAAAGAAGAAGGCAACGCUCUGGUGAAGAAAGGAGAAUAUAAGAAGGCCAUAGAGAAAUACAGCCAGAGCCUCAAACACAACCCCAGCGAGGUCACCACCUACACCAACAGGGCUCUGUGUUACCUGUCAGUGAAGCAGUACACAGACGCCGUCAGAGACUGUGACGAGGCUCUGAUGAUUGACAGCAGCAACAUCAAGGCUCUCUACAGGAGGGCUCAGGCUCAGAAGGAGCUCAAGGACCUCAGGUCCUGUGUGGAGGACCUGAACCGCCUCCUCGGAGUGGAACCAAAGAACUCGGCCGCCCUGAAGCUGCUGCAGGAAGUGCAGAAGAAGAAGUGACGACAUGUUGGGGAAUGAGGAGGAGGCGGCGGUGAGGAGCUGACGCUGCGCUGAGCUCAGAGUCAUGUGACAGGAAGUGACACGAGUCAGCUGAGCCUGUCUCUCAGCUCCUUCAGCCUGUUUACUCUAAACAUGAGCUCUUAUUGGUGGAUGGAGCAGGGGGUGUGUCAGGAAGAUGUUUGUGUUUUACCAGUUUUAGUUUGAAAUUAUUGACACAUAAUAACAAUAAUAACCAACAAUAAACCUUCAUCAUCAUGUGAUACUAUGAAGAUGAGCAGCUGAUCAACCUUCACAUAAUCUCAACUCAAGGUACACUUUCUCACUUUUUCAUGCUGUCUUCAUCGAGGGAUGGAACAGUGGCGGCCAUCUUUGAACAACUUCCCGUUACCAAGUUUAGUACUCUGAGCUGAACCAGAAUCCAGAAUCCAGUCCACAUCCUGAUUCUACUGAGUCUAGACUUCACACCAACACAACAGCAGGUGAUGAUGUCACAGGUGAUGAUGUCACAUGUUCACCAGCUCCAGUUAAACUUCACAGACACAAAAGCAAAAUGUCUGAGGUUAAAACUUUAUCUUCCUGGAGCUGAUUCUUAACAAGACUUUUUUUUUUUCAGUACUAAUUGUUUCAAAUCAAUUUAAACAGAAACAAAAUGAAAACACAUUUAGUUUUACUUUAGUUUUAUUUUUCAGCUCGGUCUCUCUAAACAGCCAAUCAGCAGCUUUAGUAGCUGUUGGUGCAAGCAUGAUGCAUUCUGAUUGGCUCCAUGAGAUUUACUCAUUUACUCCUGAGAAAUUGAUCCUUGAUAGAAACAAACCAAUUCAGUCCAUUAAUGUAUUGAUGAUUGAUACGUGAGCAUCAGCUUGUAGAGUCAGUGUGUCGUCUGGAUGAGACUCAUGAGAUGUUGAGUUGAUCAUAUUUUGCCUCUAAACAUUUUCAGCUCAUGUUUAAAUUAAACACGCUGCUGAUAAAUGAGUCAAAGUUUGAGACGUUAAACGUGUCGGACGUCUGGAAAUUUGUGAUGAACUCUACAAAGGAAAUCAAUGCAGCUGAUCAGGUUCCAGGUGGGAGGGGCCAAUAUUGAUCCAGUAAUGAAACCACUUUCACAGUCAUUGAUAUCAUGAUAGAAAAUUAUGAUCAUAUAAUUUAAUAUCACUGAUAUCAAUGUAUAUAUUAUGAUACAGAGACAUUUCUGUAAAAUCAAUUGAUAAAGGAUCAAUAAAUCCAGAGAUCAAAGGAAUAUCUAUGAUCAUACAUCAACGCUGGUUCUGGGUCAAUUAACAGUUACAUAAAUGAGAAUUAAAAAUCGAUCUCUGUCCUCUCGUUUUAUUAUCACAUAGAUUAAACUCAGAAAUUGUCACGUUAAAGAAGCUGAAAACAAGAACUGAACAAUAGAUUAAUUAUUUAAAAUCAGCUCAUUAUAAUAUUUGAAAAUGUAGUUCUGUAAUUCAUCUAAACUCUGAUGAUCCUGAAGGUUUAUUGUGUCUGAUUCAAAUGUUUCCACAUGAUGUUCUUCACUCAGGUCGUUUAUUUAUCCUGAAUCUGCCCUUGAGUUCUUGUGAGUAUUUGUCUCUCAGUGAUUGAUAUUUAUGUUCAUGCUGCGUUCAGGUGACAGGGAGGAGGAAAGAGACAGGAAAUACAUUCUGGGUUUUCAAGUCACAGGUUGGAUCAGAUGUAGAAAAGUUUCCCCAUGAUUUACAAAUCAGAAACUCUGAGGUGACCUGAACGCAGCAUCAGACCUGGAGCCUGUUGGAUGCAACAGGAAGUGCUCUCACCUUGUUUCCUGCCUUGUUUCAGUCUCUGCUGAGAGUUCAUGUUUGAAACCGUCAGGGUCAAAGUAUCUUGUUCUGCUUUUCUUCAUUUACUUUGUGCUGUCACUUUUUACUUCCUGUUAUUUUAUUGUGAAACUUCACCUGCAGCUUGGCUCCGUCUCCACCUACCCCAAGUGCCUGUUCACGUUAGUUUGUGUUUUAAAACAUCUGGAUUCAUCGUGAAAGAACAUCUCUUCAUACUUGCACAGGUAGAGCCGAGAAGCUGCAGAGACCGACCACAGCUGAGAUUCUGUUUAUCACGUUACUGUUUGUUUAUUUGUUUGUCACCCUGCUUCUGUUUUAUCUGCAAAUAAACAAUAAGAAUUGAAAA
This is a messenger RNA of Seriola dumerili (greater amberjack), 3291 nucleotides long. It is a transcript of the gene tomm34, whose product is annotated as mitochondrial import receptor subunit TOM34-like. The transcript has 8 exons. Gene Ontology annotation, molecular function: heat shock protein binding. NCBI's taxonomy places the organism in Eukaryota, Metazoa, Chordata, Actinopteri, Carangiformes, Carangidae. The record is from RefSeq and is a predicted model, not a curated record. The coding region runs from base 220 to 1152 and encodes 310 amino acids. Gene Ontology annotation, cellular component: mitochondrion; cytosol.